CAAGAUGGCGGCGAGUGCAAAUGGUGUUGGUAGGUAUGUYUGCCAACUCCAAAGACUGACGUUAAAUUAUUGCAGAGCCGGUGGAAGUAGUAGAGGUUUAAGGGAAUUUAUCGACAAAAGUUUGGUGGAUUUUGCGUCAAAAAAUCCUCAAAUAGCAGUUUACGUGCGUGAAAGAAAUGGAAAACACCCUAGAAUCGUGGCUAAUUAUUUAAAUGGAAAUAGUAAGAUAAUUGAUAUCAAGAAUGAAUAUCCACAAGACAUCCAAGUAUGGCUGGACAGACUGAAAGGAGAAUCUGGCAAAAAGAUUGAAAAGAUCAGAAAGUUCUGGCAUACAGACCAUCCUUCUAUACAAGGAACAUGGACUCCAUUUAUGAACAAACCUUUGUGAAAGAAUAUCAAAAAUGGUGUAGAUAUUUGUGAAUAUUAAGGUACACUCCUAGAAUACAUCUGCCUUUGUCUUAGAGUAUUGUUCUUUCUUUGUACAGUAAUGAUGAAACCUUUUAUUGCAGUACGAAUCGAAAAACCUCGGAGAAAUAUUUUGGGAAUGUUGUUUGUUGCCCAAUUAGAGGGAGAUUAACUAUCAUCUGGUUGCAUUUUCACCUGCAAAUUCAAUCAAAACUUUGACGUUACAAAUAAGUAAACUAGUUUAUCAGCAGAAAAUGGGCUGUAAAAAGCUCACAAUAGUACAAUUUCAUUGUUUAGAAUAAACACAAAGUUUGUUCRUUUAUGUUUUACAUCAUGCUUUCUUGUUUGUGAUCUGAAGCCACUCUUCAAGURCACAAAUCUCAAAAUAUUUCUAGGCAGUCGCAGCUUUUCAAUUUACACUGUAAUAUUUUCCAUGGAGACAGGGAAACAUGCAAUCAGUGAUGUUACAGCUAAUCUUGGUUUUCACAUGACAUCAUUAAUCUUCAAAACACAAACUCUUUUCCAAAAAGUGAAUAUUUUAUUGGCUGUARUGUUAUAAAACCAUUACAAAUCCAUUCUUAUGAAUAGUCUCCUUCACGGUUACCUGCGCCAUCUUGAAAGGUAGCCGUGCCUUUGCAUCGAAGCGAGACAACCGUUGAGUGUGCAAUGAUAGAAACCUUCUUUCACACCUACAGACAAUUAUUCACAGGUUUCUAUCAUUGCACGCUCAACGGUUGUCUCGCUUCGAUGUAAAGGCAUGGCUACCUUUCAAGAUGGCGCAGGUAACUGAGAAGGAGUCUAUUGUCACAGCAUCAAAUAUGACUUGAGAGCAAGCCAGGAACACACCAUAAUGACAAUCAAUCAGCUGACAACAAUCUGUUGACAUUACUGAAAAGAACAUGAAAAAAAAGUAGAACCUACAUCGUGUACAUUACAUUGUAGUAUUAUUUUAAAAAGGUGAAUAUAAAUUAAAGUUCUUUUUCUACACA
Messenger RNA from Exaiptasia diaphana, 1394 nucleotides. RefSeq names its product 39S ribosomal protein L43, mitochondrial. Gene Ontology annotation, molecular function: structural constituent of ribosome. Gene Ontology annotation, biological process: mitochondrial translation. Lineage: Eukaryota; Metazoa; Cnidaria; Anthozoa; Actiniaria; Aiptasiidae. Gene Ontology annotation, cellular component: mitochondrial large ribosomal subunit. The transcript is spliced from 3 exons. Bases 5 to 388 code for a protein of 127 amino acids. The record is from RefSeq and is a predicted model, not a curated record.